This is a messenger RNA of Rattus norvegicus (Norway rat), 3449 nucleotides long. It is a transcript of the gene Ttyh2, whose product is annotated as tweety family member 2. Gene Ontology annotation, molecular function: calcium ion binding. Gene Ontology annotation, biological process: L-glutamate transmembrane transport; chloride transmembrane transport. The record is from RefSeq and is marked validated. The transcript is spliced from 14 exons. Gene Ontology annotation, cellular component: membrane; plasma membrane. NCBI's taxonomy places the organism in Eukaryota, Metazoa, Chordata, Mammalia, Rodentia, Muridae. The coding region runs from base 47 to 1645 and encodes 532 amino acids.
AUCGGCGGUGGCUGUGGCAGCGGACCUGCCGCAGCUUGUGUUAGCCAUGCCGGCGGCGCGCGUGGAGUACAUUGCGCCCUGGUGGGUCGUGUGGCUUCACAGCGUCCCGCACCUCGGCCUGCGCCUGCAGCGCGUGGACAGCACUUUCAGCCCUAGCGACGAAACUUACCAGGAGUCACUGCUCUUCCUGGGCAUGUUGGCUGCCAUUGGCCUGGGCCUGAACCUCAUCUUCCUCGCCAUUUACCUGGUAUGCACAUGCUGCUGCCGGCGGGACCACACGGUGCAGACCAAGCAGCCUGACUCAUGCUGCGUGACCUGGACUGCAGUGAUGGCUGGACUCCUCUGCUGCGCUGCGGUGGGCGUUGGUUUUUAUGGAAACAGCGAAACCAACGAUGGGGUGCACCAGCUGAUCUACUCCCUGGACAACGCGAACCACACCUUCUCUGGAAUGGAUGAGCUGGUGUCUGGAAACACCCAGAAGAUGAAGGUAGACUUGGAACAGCACCUGGCCCGGCUCAGCGAGAUCUUUGCCGCUCGGGGUGACUACAUGCAGACCCUGAAGUUUAUGCAACAGAUGGCAGGCAAUAUCGUCAACCAGCUCUCGGGGUUGCCCGUGUGGAGGGAGGUCACCGAGGAGCUGACUGCGCUGUCCCACCAGACCGCCUAUGUGGAACACUACAGGUGGCUGUCCUACCUCCUGCUUUUCAUCCUAGAUCUGGUCAUCUGCCUUGUCACCUGCUUGGGACUGGCCAGGCGCUCCAAGUGUCUUCUAGCCUCCAUGCUGUGCUGCGGAAUACUGGCCCUGGUCCUCAGCUGGGCCUCCCUGGCAGCUGAUGCCGCGGCAGCAGUGGGCACCAGUGACUUCUGCAUGGUUCCUGACGUCUACAUCCUGAACAACACACAGAACCAGAUCAGUUCAGAGGUGACCCGCUACUACCUGCAUUGCAGUCAGAGCCAAAUCAGCCCCUUCCAGCAGUCACUGACCAUCUUCCAGCGCUCAUUGACCACCAUGCAGAUCCAAGUUGUAGGCCUGCUGCAGUUUGCCGUGCCCCUCUUCCCUACAGCAGAGAAAGACCUUCUUGGCAUUCAGCUUCUGCUAAACAACUCUGAGACCAGCCUGCACCAGUUGACCGCCAUGUUGGAUUGCCGAGGGCUGCACAAGGACUACUUGGACGCCCUCACUGGCAUCUGCUAUGAUGGCAUUGAGGGCCUGCUCUUCCUUGGUCUCUUCUCCCUCUUGGCUGCCCUGGCUUUCUCCACCCUGACCUGUGCAGGACCUCGUGCCUGGAAACACUUCAUCAACAGAGACAGAGACUAUGAUGACAUUGACGACGAUGACCCUUUCAACCCCCAAGCCCGACGCAUCGCGGCCCAUAACCCCGCGAGGGGGCAACUGCACAGUUUCUGCAGCUACAGCAGCGGCCUUGGGAGCCAGUGCAGCCUUCAGCCUCCCACCCAGACCAUCUCCAAUGCCCCUGUCUCCGAGUACAUGAACCAGGCCAUACUCUUUGGCGGGAACCCACGAUACGAGAACGUGCCACUCAUCGGGAGAGGUUCCCCUCCGCCCACGUACUCUCCCAGCAUGAGAGCCACCUACAUGUCCGUGGCGGAUGAACACCUGAGACACUACGAGUUCCCAUCCUAGGAGCUUCCAGGGUACCUGCCUCUCCUGCCAGCUUGGUUUUCAGCGGAUGCAGAAACCCAGCUGUGUUUCUGGAAUAGAAACUGAAGGUCCCUGGACAGGAACAGGCUCCCGUGUCUGCAGAGACACAGCUGGGAUUCCUGACCAAAGCCUCAGGUGGAUACGAGGCCUGUGACUAGACCAGCCUCUCCGGCCUUAACUCCCCAGGAUUCGGCUGUCGUCCCUGAGACAGCUGCCCGGUUCAGCCCACCUUAAGUCCCACCCUCAGCAGAUGACAAAUGGCGGUGAGGAGGAGACCACCAGCCCGAGAGCCCCUUUCUUUCAAAGUCCUACCACCGGGCUCCUGCCUCUUGUUAGCGUGGCGCUAAGUCCGAGCUAUACCUUCCGGUUACUUUGUCCUCAGUUUUUAGGAAGGUGGCAAUCGGAGGUGUUUUAGGAGAACACCUGGUCCUGGAUCCACAUUCUGGGACCACAGGGGACUCUGCCUAGACCCCAGAAGGACAGCAUCAAGAGAACUCUCCAGAGGGGAUUGGUGGCUUCAAGCUGGGCACUGCAGUCUGGCAGCCUUGGGCAGACGUGUGGGAUGGGAGAAAGCCCGCCAUGUUCUCUAACCUCCACCAGCCACCUCUGUUCCGAACCAGGUGUCAGCUGCAGGUGGGGACAGUCUCAGGUAUGAACAGACGCUUUGAAAGCAACUCAGCUCUUGUCCCCAGUGUUUUAAAAUGUGUUCAUGAUCCAAAGACUCACGCCCCCCUCACAGGCAUGGUCCGUUCUUGCAAUAGACUCAGGCUCCGGUUUUAUUUAUGCCUGAUGCUAAACUGUGGUCUCACACAAGCCGUCUUACAGAUCUGGAGGAGAGGCUGAGGAGUGGGUUGUGGGGUUUUUUUUGGGGGGAGGGGUUCUUUUUGCUAUGGUCUCAUAUACCCUGACUGGCCCUGGCUUAGAACUCACAGAGAUCUACCUGCCUCUGCCUCCAGAGUACUGGGCUUACGGCAUGUGCUAUGACACCACACCAGGCCAGGAGCAGAUGUGAUUUGAUUUUUUUUUUUUUUGAGGUAGGUUUUCUCUGUGUAGCCCUGGCUUGUCCUGGCAUUCACUCUGUAGACCAGGCUAACCUCAAACUCAGAGAUCCACCUGCCUCUGCUUUGAGAGUGCCAGGACUAAAGGUGUGCGCCAUGGUGCCGAGUCCUGGUUCUUUGUUUUUUUUUUUUUUUUAAUAAAAUAAAAUAUUGGUAAGGUAUUCUAUGCCACAUGACUAGAUAAGGAUGUCUGGGGCCUUGUAAAGGGAAAGGCAUGAUAACUAAGGCUAAGGAACUUUAUCUAUUCUGAGGAACAGCCAUUUCUGGCCAGGAGAAAAAUAAUGACCCCUGUCCCGCCUGCCGAGGGACCAGGUUAAGGGUCUUUGGUGCUUCCAACCUCCGACCAACCCAGAGCACACUACACACCGAAGCCUUGUACAGCCAAGCAAGGCCCGGCUGAUGGCGCGGGACAGGGCUGCCUCCAUUUCAGAAGAGCCACAUUGUCAUCGUACUGGCAGCUGCCAGCCAAGCCAAGCCACCGGUGUCACUGUGUCUCAUAUUAACCUGUGCAUACUGUGAGCUACCUGUGUACGCCUGUGUCCCGUGCAGACUCGGAGCUCCGGCCUCAGGCCUUGCUUCUGACGUUUCCUCUGCAGCAGCUGAAAGACUUUUUAAUGCAUGUACAAUAAACUAAAACUCCUCCGGGUUCCACAAGAGUCAGGUGGGCAAGCCUCUGCUUGAUACAUGUUUGCUCUCACCUGAGCCAAGAAAUAAACCACUUCCCUUAA